This is a messenger RNA of Nerophis ophidion (straightnose pipefish), 3605 nucleotides long. RefSeq names its product RAB5A, member RAS oncogene family, a (gene rab5aa). The record is from RefSeq and is a predicted model, not a curated record. Gene Ontology annotation, molecular function: GTPase activity; GTP binding. The transcript is spliced from 6 exons. Lineage: Eukaryota; Metazoa; Chordata; Actinopteri; Syngnathiformes; Syngnathidae. The coding region runs from base 275 to 925 and encodes 216 amino acids.
UCAGAUGUUAUUAGACACAUUUACUAGGAUAAUUCUGGAAAAUCCCUUAUCUGCUUAUUGUGUUACUAGUGUUUUAGUGAGAUUACAUAGUCAUACCUGAAAGUCGGAGGGGUGCGGUGACCGCCAGUGUCCCUGAGGGAAGCCACGGAGGAGCCAAGAAAGUCGCAGCUGCCUCUUUGACAGCUGCUGCAGGAGGACACAAGCUCCGCUCAUGUCUCCGGACAAAGUGCUGACAGUGACUGCCUGCAAGGCCCCAGGGGGAUCGUAGCAGGUCAUGGCAAACAGGGGAGGAGCGUCCAGGCCCAACGGAGCCAACGGCGGCAACAAGAUCUGCCAGUUCAAGCUGGUGCUGCUGGGGGAGUCGGCCGUGGGCAAGUCCAGCCUGGUGCUCCGCUUCGUUAAGGGCCAAUUCCACGAAUUCCAGGAGAGCACAAUAGGAGCCGCCUUCCUCACCCAGACGGUGUGUCUGGACGACACCACAGUCAAGUUUGAAAUCUGGGACACGGCCGGCCAGGAGCGCUACCACAGCCUGGCCCCGAUGUACUACAGAGGAGCACAGGCCGCCAUCGUGGUCUACGACAUCACUAACGAGGAGUCUUUUGCACGAGCAAAGAAUUGGGUGAAGGAGCUGCAGAGACAAGCCAGCCCGCACAUAGUCAUCGCUCUGUCGGGCAACAAGGCCGACUUGGCCUCCAAGAGAGCCGUCGACUUCCAGGACGCUCAGUCCUACGCCGACGACAACAGCUUACUUUUCAUGGAGACGUCGGCCAAGACCUCCAUGAACGUCAACGAAAUUUUUAUGGCUAUUGCCAAGCGGUUGCCAAAGACGGAGCCCCAGGCCGCCGGUGCCAACAGCGCUCGUCAAGGUGGUGUGGACCUGACGGAGACCGCCCAGCCCGCCAAGGCCCCCUGCUGCAGUACCUAGGACACUGCCCCCAUGCCCCUUCGCCCCAAACCCCUCCCCCUCGCCGCCCGACCACCAACACAUAGCUGUAACCUAAGGCGGGCGACACGAGAUAAGCUGGCCUGAUUUGUUUAUAACCACAACAUAUCACCAAGGUAACGUAUACUGACAGCGAUGAAGAGCUCCACCUGGUGGCCAAUGAAAUGUCCUGCAGGUUGAGACUGGAGUUGAGGUUCCCUGCCGCAUCCAUUUAUCAUCAUGAAUUGUGUUAAAACGCGAUCGGGAAACCCAACCGGAGACAUAAGUGCACAUCUUAGAGGAAGCGCUCCCUUCCUCAACUACUGCCUUGCUAACAACCGUUGUUUAUUUUGUUUUUUGUUUUUAAUAUCGCGUCCUGACCACUGCUGAGUGGUAAAAGAAAAGCAUUAAUUAACACACGGGACUCGCACUACUGCCCCCCCCUGGUGACGUGGCGACAUACCCACGGUGACCCAAAACAGCAGAAACAAAGUUGUGGCACUUCCUGUUCCUUCUUUUGCUGGCUUUGCACCCGAAAGGGAUGAUAUCCUUAAAAAGUGGGGAGUUGCAAUAUGAAAAAGGUAGCUUUUGUUAUUAAUAUUAUUGUUGCCUUGGCUUGAUUAGGACGUGCUUUUAGACACGGGGGUGUGUCCAUUUUCUAUUUAUGUGUUACACGCAAUUCCUUCCCCCUUAUCUGGAUUGUACACUUUUUAUUCACGCCUCGCACUAAUGAUUCCUAUCAUUACGUCUUGUCAUGAUCACCGCGGGUGUGAUAUGAAUCAAUAUAUAAAUAUAUAUAUAUACAUAUAUAUAUAAAUGAUAUACUGUACAUAGGGUGUUACUCGGCUUGAUUCGGCAGUGACUAAUGCUUUUUGCUCGGGCAUUGUUGUGAAAAUCAUGUAAGAAGAACAAAAAGUAUGGGGGAUCCGGGUUCAAAUCUUGCGCCAUUUGUCUGUAACCGCGUCCCCCAAAACAUUCAAACUGGUCCAUACAGUGGGUCUGGGUCAGUUUUCGCCUCAUUUUCUUCCAAAGCGAAAGAGAUGAUAAGAGUAUUAUCUACUCACAGAUGCUCCCUGGUGGUUGUUUGAGAACACCGCAGCUGGUUUAGGUUGAAAUAACCCACCUCCACUCCGAACUGACUGUUAAAUCGCUGCAAAUCUUCGGACAACAUGAGUAAACCAGGGAUUGUACCUUUGCACAGCAUUUACCUAUAUGACCCAAUCCAAACAUCCUUUCCCGCUCACGGCGCAAGUAAAUUGGGAGGGAAAAAAAGUCAACACUCCAAUCACACAUAACACGACCUGCUCACUGAACUUUGUGGAUAUUAUUUAAAAAAAAAACCCAUCCAAACACCAUAAAAAAAAAUUCAAAAUGACACCCAUUUGCCGUUGUGUCCUUGGGCAAGGCACUUUACCCACCCGCUCCCAGUGCCAUCCACUCGGUUUUGAAAAUGUAACUUAGAUACUGGGUUUCACAAUGUAAAAGCGUUUUGACUCUCUAGAGAAAAGCGCUAUAUAAAUAUAAUUCACUUCAUUUAAAUCCAUUGCAAUGCAUGAUGGGGAAAAAUGCCAAACAAUCCACAUUUGGCACAUUUUAGCUGCUUGAUAUUUUCUGAUUGUUUACAAAACUUUAAGGAGGUCGUCACGUAAGUAAACAAGGUAGGAGUCCAACUUUCACAUACUUAAUAUCUAACUAUAGUAAUAUACAUGUGUAUAUACAUGUACACAUAUACUGUAUAUGUUUAUGCUCUAUAUAUAUAUAUAUAUAUAUAAUUUGGUGUAAUACGGCCCCUAAGUCAAAAAGUUUGGACAUUCCUGCCUUAAUGCUUCAGUCACACGCAGGGUUCUCACAGGAAUGAGGCAAAAACGAACCCAGACCCACUGUAGGUGUGGACAUACAGGUGCAUGUCAAUAAACGAUAUCGAGAAGACGCUGCGGUUCAUGUGUAUUAGCAAGCUUAAACAAAAACAAGAUGAACUGUCUUUUUGGCGCCCUCACCAUCGAUCAGAAAUCAGGACAACCCUUAGCGUUAACAACCGUACUGCUACAAUAAUAAACGUUGGAAAAAAAGCAAACUACACCGACUGUACGUUGACAAGAGUAUUGAAUGUGGGGGAAAAGGCCGUGUGUGUGUUCUUGGAAGUGGCGCCGCUGAACGAGAGUCUUCUCCUACAAGUCCGCUUUGGCAUUUUUUUUUUUCCCCCACCAAAGUCUGUUCUUAAACCGAAAUUUUUUUUUAUCAAGUCCACUUUAGUCUAGAUACUGAAUCUGUGUUUAUUCGCUGCAAGUUCUAAUAGUCAACAGAAAUGAACAGGUAGAUAUUUCGAGUACAUUUGCAGUGAUUUAUUGAGACGCACCUGUAUGAGUCACACAGCUGGGGUAGGCUCCAGCCCACCCAGGACCCCAAUAAGCAAAAUAGAAAUUAGGAAUGUCUUUUAGCAACGGUCUGAUGACUUGUCGUUGUUGUCUAUCUCACCCCUUCUCUCUGGGGAAGCUCCACAGGAGGCAAAGGUACAGGUGGGUAACAAUGAAGAGGCGUCAUCAUAGGAACGUCCCUUGUAUGCUUUUUGUUGUUCUUCAGGUAUACAAAUACAUUUAGCUAAAAAAAAUAAAAUUAAAAAAAACACAAUUUGAGAUGAUUUUACAGUGCUGUUAUGUAAUGAGCUAAUAAAUACUGGAAUACA